UUUUUGUUUCUGUCCGUGUCCAAAAAAUUCUCAACAACCCAUAUCAAUUUCUUGGCUGAACUCUGAACGACAAACCCUAACCCUAUCCUAAAUUUCACAACAGCGAAACGAUGCUACUUUCUCCCGGCCACUCUCCGCGCGACAUCUCGUCACCAUCGCCAUCUUCAUAUUCUGAAAGUAAUCUACAAAGCGUCAGCAAUUCCUCUUCAGCUACUCCGAAAGUUCCACCAGGUAAACGACCCAAAGUACUUGAUGAAGACACGUAUGUCACGGCGAUCGAGAGUAUCAUUGAGCGCGACUACUUCCCCGAUUUAUCUAAGCUUCGUGACCGGUACGAAUGGCUACAGGCGACCAGAACCGGUGACCCGAUCCAGAUACGAGACGCCCAGUUGAAGAUCAUAGAACGUCGCAAUAAAGGGGUAAUUAGUCUAAGCUCCGAGGCAAAAUCUGAAUCACGAACACAAACACCUGGUUCUACUUUUAUGCGAAAUUUUACUCCUUUUGACGAAUUUAAUGUUAAUGUUAGAACUCCGAAAAUUGGGGAGGAAUUAUCCGGUGAGGGAGAGUCUAGGGAUGAUAAUUGUGAGGUUGAUGUGUCGUUAAAGUUAGAUGAUUUUUUGAGAAGGUAUACGAGUGAAGAUAAUGAUAGUUUUUCGAAACUUUUAGGGAAAGUUAAUAGGAAGAGAAAAGAUAGAUAUGAUUUUUUAUUAGAAGGUGAGAAGGCGGAUAAUAAUUUGAUUGAGGAUGUUAAGCGGGAUCGAAUUACAGAUGGAUAUGGUACGUCAGAUCAACCACCAAGUACUUUAGAAGGGUGGAAGUAUACGGCCAAGAAUUUGUUGAUGUACCAUCCAUCUGACCGAGGUGAGGCCCCAUUGACUGAGGAAGAACGGGCUGUGAGAUUGAAGGGUUUAACUAAGGAAAUUAAUAAAACAAAUACUCGUUUUCAUGGUAAAAUUAUGGAUUCUAGGCCAAAAGAUGAUGGUACAGUUGAAGUGCUUUAUACUCCUGUUUCUGGGACUACUCCUGGGCCUGUGUAUGAUAGAGAUGGGGAUAAGACGAAGAAGUAUGAUUUAGAGGAUAUGAGGAAGACACCAAAUAGGUUCUAUGUGGAAUCGGCAAAGAAAGCAGAGAAUGGAUAUAGUUUUGUCAGGACGCCGUCACCAGCUCCAGGGGUUGAUGAAUCCCCAUUCAUUACAUGGGGUGAGAUUGAAGGGACACCAUUGAGGUUGGAUGAUGAGGACACUCCUAUUGAUAUUGGUGGUAGUGGUGAAGGGCCUCAUUUUAAGAUUCCUAGUGCACCUUCAAGAGAUGUGAAGGCCCACGAGUUGUCAAGGGAAGCUUCAAGAAAGUUGAGGGAGAGGUCAAAGAUGUUACAUAAGCCACCGUUGUCAUCUCCAUAUAGAGGGGGAAGUGCGAGUCCGAGUGCCAAGAUGCUCUCUCCUGCCGCCCGGAAGUUCAUGAGGAAAGCAAUUGCCAAGUCUUCAUCUUCUGUUGACGGUGCCCUUCGUGCCAGCUACCGAGGUUCAAGCCCUAUGUUGGGUACCCCUAAAGGUGGAAGGAGUGUGUCAAGACUUGGUAGAGAUGAGAGCAUGAGUUCCCGGUCACCUUCUGUAAGGGAGGGUUCCAAUCCUCCCUGGUAAUAUGGUUUUCACUUGUUGGUGCUGUUAUGAUAAUUGCUUGAGUUUAAGCAAUAUUAAAUGUAAUUUCUGGAGUAAUAAUCCCUUUUUUUUUUUACGUGAAUGGAUGAGUGUAUCAUUCCAAACAUCAUAUGUAUCAUAACCAAAUCUUAUUUCCAGGUUUCCAAAUGCUAGUUCUUUGUUUCCUGUAAAAAAAAAAAAAAUGCUAAUUCUCUGUUGUUAGUGUGUUGUUUCAUGAUACUUGUAACUGGAUAUUUUUAUUCUUUCCUUCUA
Molecule: messenger RNA, 1910 nt
Organism: Pistacia vera
Lineage: Eukaryota; Viridiplantae; Streptophyta; Magnoliopsida; Sapindales; Anacardiaceae
Product: splicing factor ESS-2 homolog
Exons: 1
Coding region: 111-1640 (509 amino acids)
Cellular component (GO): catalytic step 2 spliceosome
Source: RefSeq, a predicted model, not a curated record